ACGGGAGCUGUCCCCCCCCCUUCUUGAUCGUCCUCUUUCCCUCUCCUCCCUCUUUCCCUCCUUCUGUCUUUCCUCUCACCAUCAUCACCACCCGACUGUCCUCCCAUCGAUUCUUCUCUGUCGACAGCAAAAUCGCCCACGAUGCUUUCCUCGGUCAGACUUGUCACGCGCAGAGCUGCUGUCAGAAGCGCUUUUGCUUCCCCUGGUCGCAGCUUGCUUGCUGUCCGCGCCGCCUCGUUCUGGGCCAACGUCCCUCAAGGUCCUCCUGUAAGUAUCACGGAAGCUUUCAAGGCCGACACCUUCGACAAGAAGAUCAAUCUCGGUGUCGGUGCCUACCGCGAUGACAAGGGCAAGCCUUACGUCCUCCCCUCCGUCCGCAAGGCCGAGGACAAGGUCAUCCACUCCCGCAUGAACAAGGAGUACGCCGGCAUCACUGGUGUCCCCGAGUUCACAAAGGCUGCCGCCGUUCUCGCCUACGGCAAGGACAGCUCCGCCCUGGACCGUCUCGUCAUCACCCAGUCCAUCUCGGGUACCGGUGCCCUCCGCAUUGGUGGUGAAUUCCUCAACCGCUUCUUCCCCGGAGCCAAGAAGAUCUACAUCCCCACCCCUUCGUGGGCCAACCACGGCGCCGUCUUCCGCGACUCCGGUCUCGAGGUCGCCCAGUAUGCCUACUACGACAAGAACACCAUCGGCCUCGACUUUGAGGGUCUGAUCCGCGACCUCAAGGCUGCCCCCAACAGCUCCAUCUUCCUCUUCCACGCCUGCGCCCACAACCCCACCGGUGUCGACCCCACCCCCGAGCAGUGGAAGGAGAUCGAGGCCGUCGUCAAGGACAAGGGCCACUACUCCUUCUUCGACAUGGCCUACCAGGGUUUCGCUUCCGGCGACAUCCACAAGGACGCUUUUGCUGUUCGCUACUUUGUCGAGCAGGGCCACAAUAUCUGCCUUGCCCAGUCCUUCGCCAAGAACAUGGGUCUCUACGGCGAGCGUGUCGGUGCCUUCUCCAUUGUCUGCGCCGACGCCGACGAGAAGAAGCGCGUUGACUCGCAGGUCAAGAUUCUUGUCCGCCCUCUCUACUCCAACCCCCCCAUCCACGGUGCCCGCAUCGCCGCCGAGAUCCUCAACACCCCCGAGCUCUACGAGCAGUGGCUUACCGAGGUCAAAGAGAUGGCCGACCGCAUCAUCAAGAUGCGCGCCCUCCUCAAGGAGAACCUCGAGAAGCUCGGCAGCAAGCACGACUGGAGCCACAUCACCAGCCAGAUCGGCAUGUUCGCCUACACGGGUCUGACCCCCGAGCAGAUGGAGAAGCUGGCCAAGGAGCACAGCGUGUAUGCCACCAAGGACGGCCGUAUCUCGGUCGCUGGUAUCACUAGCGAGAACGUUGGCCGUCUCGCCGAGGCCAUCUUCAAGGUCAAGGGUUAGAUGUGUUGACGAACAAAAAAGUUUUAGACUUGCAAAAAAAAAGUUAUAAAAGGCAGUUUGGAGUUGGUUGGUUGGUUGUGGCGGGACUUAAUGAUGGUUUCUUUUUUUUUUUUUUCUGUUUUCUUGAAUGGUACACAAAAAGGGGGCGGUUUUGGCUUUUCACGUAGCUUGUAUGAUGAAUAAUGGUACAUGACGAAUUCAGAAGUCUAUGGAGCAGUUCCCUUGUACAUGAUUUUGCAUUGUGGACUUGAGGCGUUUGGAU
This is a messenger RNA of Neurospora tetrasperma FGSC 2508, 1684 nucleotides long. Its product is annotated as mitochondrial aspartate aminotransferase. Gene Ontology annotation, biological process: L-aspartate catabolic process; biosynthetic process. NCBI's taxonomy places the organism in Eukaryota, Fungi, Ascomycota, Sordariomycetes, Sordariales, Sordariaceae. The record is from RefSeq and is a predicted model, not a curated record. Gene Ontology annotation, molecular function: L-aspartate:2-oxoglutarate transaminase activity; pyridoxal phosphate binding. The coding region runs from base 142 to 1422 and encodes 426 amino acids. The transcript has 3 exons. Gene Ontology annotation, cellular component: mitochondrion.